CCCCGGGGCCGGGGUCGCUCCCCAGCCAUGUCCAAGCUGCUGCCGGCGCAGGAGGCGGCUCGCAUCUACCACACCAACUACGUGCGGAAUGCUCGGGCCAUGGGCGUGCUCUGGGCCCUCUUCACGCUCUGCUUCUCCAUCCUGAUGGUGGUGACCUUCAUCCAGCCCUACUGGAUCGGCGACAGCAUCGACACGCCGCAGGCCGGCUACUUCGGCCUCUUCUCCUACUGCAUCGGCAACGCGCUCACCGGCGAGCUCAUCUGCAAGGGCAGCCCGCUGGACUUCGGCACCAUCCCCUCCAGUGCCUUCAAAACUGCCAUGUUCUUCGUGGGCAUCUCCACCUUCCUCAUCAUCGGCACCAUCCUCUGCUUCAGCCUCUUCUUCUUCUGCAACGCGGCCACCGUGUACAAAGUGUGCGCCUGGAUGCAGCUGGCAGCGGGUGAGCGGGGCUGGGGGCCGCGGGAGCGGGGGCUGCCGGGCCCGAGCCUCGUCCCCCUCUGCCCUCCACUCUGCCGGGGAUGGGGUUUGGCCGGUUCAGAGACCCCCCCAGUGUCGCCUCCGUGCCAUUUGCUCCCCCUCACUGGUUACCAGUGGGGAGUUUUUAGUGAAACUCCUUCCAGGGCAGCUGAGGCACAGCAGACUCGCUGCAUGUUGGGUGAUGCUGCCAAAGCUUGUGGUCCCAAACCCUGUGUCCCCAAACCCUGUGCCCCCAAAUCCUGUGGCCCCAAAACCUGUGCCCCCAAACCUUGUGGCUGCCAAACCUUGUGCCCCCAAACCCUGUUCCCCCAAACCCCGUGGCCCCAAACCCUGUGGCCCCAAUCCUUGUGCCCCCAAACCCUGUGCCCCUCUUGCCCUGGGCAGCUUCUCGCAGCCCCUGCUCCUGCUCAGCCGCAGGGAGGCUGCAGAGGAUCAGCUCCAGAGCACCAAAAACCCCCCAGGGCACAGAGAGCUCUGCUGCCUUUGGGAUCCUGCAGGAACCGGGCAGGGACACGGCGGUGACACUCGCUGGCCCUUUGUGGUAACUCCCCGAGCUCAGGGAAUAAUGCCCCGUGGGGAGGAUGGAACUCGAGCAGGGCACUGGCUGGUUUUACCACCACUCGCAUUCUCUCCCUUUGCUGCUCAUCCCCGCGGUCCUCAAGCCUUCCCCUCUCUCCCCGGGGACUUGAGAAGCUGGUAACCCAAGCCUGUGCUCGGCCAGGGCUCUGCUGCUCCUGAAUGAUUCAUGUGAGCCGGGGCUGACCCCGUGGGAGGGCAGGGGGCUGCUCCUGCUCCCGCCUGAGGAUCCAGCUCAAGCCAAGAUUUAGAUAAGGAGCUUGGGGCAGCUCAGCCUCCUGGGGAGCACGAGCAGACACAGCCUUUGCUGUGGUA
Messenger RNA from Passer montanus (Eurasian tree sparrow), 1368 nucleotides. RefSeq lists its product as uncharacterized. Gene Ontology annotation, biological process: sensory perception of sound; detection of mechanical stimulus involved in sensory perception. The transcript has a single exon. NCBI's taxonomy places the organism in Eukaryota, Metazoa, Chordata, Aves, Passeriformes, Passeridae. Gene Ontology annotation, cellular component: plasma membrane. Bases 28 to 999 code for a protein of 323 amino acids. The record is from RefSeq and is a predicted model, not a curated record.